Brassica oleracea var. oleracea is the source of this 3087-nucleotide messenger RNA. RefSeq names its product probable LRR receptor-like serine/threonine-protein kinase At3g47570. Gene Ontology annotation, molecular function: ATP binding; protein kinase activity; protein binding. Lineage: Eukaryota; Viridiplantae; Streptophyta; Magnoliopsida; Brassicales; Brassicaceae. The transcript is spliced from 2 exons. Gene Ontology annotation, biological process: protein phosphorylation. The record is from RefSeq and is a predicted model, not a curated record. Bases 1 to 3024 code for a protein of 1007 amino acids.
AUGAGAAACAUAAGAUUGUUUCUUUUCAUUGCUCUCAUAAUGUUACUUGAAGCAUAUGGUUUGACCGUUGAAACUGAUAGGAAAGCACUGCAGGAUUUCAAAUCUCAAGUUUCUGGAGACAAACAAGUUGUUUUGUCCUCAUGGAAUAACUCAGUCCAUGUCUGCAACUGGAAAGGAGUUACAUGCGGCGUCAGACACAAGAGAGUCACUCGUUUGGACCUAGGAGGGUUGCAGUUAGGGGGAGUGAUAUCACAAUAUAUCGGUAAUCUUUCGUUUCUCAUAUCACUCGAUCUCUCUAAUAACACUUUUGGCGGAACCAUACCUCACGAAGUGGGAAACUUGCUUAGACUUGAUUACUUAGAUAUGAGCUACAAUUCUCUGGUAGGAGCGAUUCCAAUCAGCCUAUUUAACUGCUCUAGAUUGUUGGAACUCUAUCUAAAUUCAAAUCCUCUUGGAGGAGGUGUUCCUUCAGAGUUAGGGUCAUUGACGAAGCUUGUCAACUUGGAUCUUGAAAGAAACAAGUUGAAAGGGAGGCUCCCUGCAUCUCUUGGAAACUUGACAUCGCUAAUGAGAGUUAGUUUUAGGGAUAAUAGUUUACAAGGAGAAAUUCCGGGCGAUAUAGGUAGAUUAAAUCAAGUGGUCGAACUUAUGUUAGCAGUGAACAAGUUUUCUGGUGUUUUUCCUUCCGAAAUAUACAACUUAUCCUCACUUGAGUUAUUAACCAUCCGCGAUAAUCAUUUAUCGGGUUUCUUGAGACCUGAUUCUGAUAAGCUGCUACCAAACUUACGUUUUUUAAAUAUGGGAGGUAACUAUUUCAAAGGAGCCAUUCCAGCAUCACUUGCAAAUAUCUCGAAUCUUCUGAUGCUGUCACUAAAUGCCAACAACCUGACUGGAAGUAUUCCUUCGAGCUUUGGAAAAUUGCAGAGUUUGCAACUUUUGUCUCUUUUUAAAAAUAGUUUGGGAAGUCACUCGUCUGUAGAUCUUGAAUUCCUUGGCGCUUUAACUAACUGCACCCAACUAAAAACUUUAUAUGUUUUCGGAAAUCGUCUCGGUGGUCACUUGCCAACCACCAUCGCAAAUCUGUCAACAAACCUCCGAGUUUUAGACCUUGGAACAAAUUUCAUCUUUGGAAGCAUUCCUCACGACAUUGGGAAUCUGAUAAACCUACAAUCACUUGCGCUAGACGGAAAUCACUUAACAGGUCUAGUCCCCACGUCUAUUGGCAAGCUCUUACAAUUAGAGGUGCUUGAUCUCGUUUCAAAUGGUAUAUCUGGAGAGAUACCAUCUUUUAUAGGAAACCUCACUCGUUUAGACGCACUAGUCUUGGCCAAUAAUAGAUUUGAAGGAACAAUUCCACCGAGUCUUUGCAAUUGUACUUCUCUACGCUAUUUAAUUGUUGAGCUUAAUAAGCUGAAUGGGACUAUACCUCAGGAGAUUAUGCAAAUUCAAUCCCUUGUUGAACUCGAUGUGGCAGGUAAUUAUUUGACUGGCUCUCUUCCCAAAGAUGUUGGACGACUUGACCAUCUUGUUCAUCUAGCUGUUGAGAAUAAUAGAUUAUUCGGACAAAUCCCACCUUCAUUGGGAAAUUGUCUCACGAUUGAAUUACUCUCUCUGCAAGGGAACUAUUUUGAUGGAGUCAUUCCUGAUAUUAAAGGGCUGGAAGGUCUUAAAGAACUUGAUUUCUCUAACAAUAAUCUCUCUGGAAGUAUACCUAGAUAUCUUGCAAACUUUUCUUCGCUGGAGUAUCUCAAUCUAUCUGUUAAUAAUUUUGUGGGAAGUGUGCCAACAGACGGGGCAUUUCGGAAUGCUACUAUAGUUUCAGUGUUUGGUAACAAAAAUCUCUGUGGAGGCAUCAGGGAAUUCAAACUAAAGCCAUGCGUUACUACUGAAGUAGCACCACCAUCGAAGGGGUCAAAGCGUUCCUCUCUUUUAAAGAAAGUUGUGAUCGGGGUCAGCGUAGGAAUAACUUUGCUUUUUCUGCUCUUCGUUUUUUUACUUUUGAUCAGAAAAAGAAAGAAGACCCAGCAGACCAAUAACCAAUCUCCUUCCACAUUGGAAGUCUUCUUCCCAAAGAUGAGUUAUGGAGAGAUCCGGAAUGCGACUGAUGGCUUCUCUUCGAGGAAUAUGAUUGGGUCAGGAAGUUUUGGUACCGUGUUUAGAGCAUUUCUCCCUGCUGAGAACAAGGUUGUUGCUGUGAAAGUUCUUAACAUGCAGAGACGUGGAGCGAUGAAGAGCUUUAUGGCAGAAUGUGAAUCUCUUAAGGAAACAAGACAUCGUAAUCUUGUGAAAUUAUUGACGGCUUGUUCGAGUAUUGAUUUUCAAGGAAAUAUGUUCAGAGCUCUGGUCUAUGAGUUCAUGCCUAAUGGGAGCCUUGAUACGUGGCUGCACCCAGAGGAAGUGGAAGAGAUUCAUAUGCCCUCGAAAACCUUGACACUUCUGGAAAGGCUCAACAUUGCCAUUGACGUGGCUUCUGUUUUGGACUAUCUUCAUGUUCAUUGUUAUGAACCUAUAGCGCAUUGUGAUAUUAAGCCAAGCAAUGUCCUCCUAGAUAAUGAUUUGACUGCCCAUGUUAGCGACUUUGGUCUGGCUCGUCUUCUCCUCAAGUUCGAUCAAGAGUCCUUCUUCAAUCAACUAAGCUCAGCUGGUGUUAGAGGAACCAUUGGCUAUGCCGCACCAGAAUAUGGAAUGGGAGGGCAACCAUCAAUACAGGGUGAUGUGUAUAGCUUUGGAGUUCUGGUUUUGGAAAUGCUCACCGGAAAACGACCAACUGAUGAGUUAUUUGGGGGAAACUUUACUCUCCACAGCUACAUCAAAUCUGUGUUGCCAGAGCAAGUGUUGAAAAUUGCAGACAAAUCGUUUUUUGACAAUGGUCUGAUAGUUGGUUUUCCUAUUGCUGAGUGCUUGACACUGGUUUUGGAUGUGGGACUUAGGUGUUCUGAAGAAUCACCAACAAACCGGCUCGAAAUGAGUGAAGCUACAAAGGAGCUAAUCUCAAUCAGAGAGAGGUUCUUUAAAGCCAGAUGAACAGACAGAGGUUGAAGUGUUUAUGGUUUCCUCUACAAACUUUUAAACUUACUUAAAAGCCUG